UUAAAACAGCACCAGAGAAUCCAUACUGGAGAAAAACCAUACAAGUGCUCACAUUGUGGACAGAGUUUCGCUCAGUCAGGAACCCUGAAAAAGCAUGAGAGGACACAUGCUGCAGAGAAGCCUUUCCUCUGCCUUCCGUGUGGGAGAAGUUUCAGCCAACAGAGCUCUCUACUGGCUCACGUUAACAACCACUGUCCAAAGCUGUCAAAAUCUGGUUCUCCAUACCACAAUGAGCUGUGACGUUGUAAAGAUGGAGUUUAUUAAAGAGGAGAAUGACGAUACGAGAAUUUCUGAAGCAUGCAGAGUAAAAGAUGAAGAUACUGAGGAACAAAGUGACUUGAAAUUACACAAGAAAAUUGAAGAAUUACAGGAAACGGAGAAGACACAUCAGAACCAGGAACCUCAAGAUGCUGUAAAAGAACAAAGAACAGAAGCCAAAAAGUCUUUUACCUGCCCUCAAUGUGGAAAGAGCGUCACACGUAAACAAAGCCUCAAGGAUCACAUAAGAGUUCACACUGGAGAGAAACCUUUCACAUGUCUUCAAUGUGGAAAAAGUUUGAAAUGUAAAAAAGGCUUUAGGAUGCACACAAGACGUCACACUGGUGAGGAGCCAUUCACAUGCCCUCAGUGUGGAAAGAUUUUUUUAAGUAAAAGCAACCUUAAUACUCACAUGCGAAUUCACACUGAAGAAAAGCCAUUUACAUGUGAUCAGUGUGGAAAGAGUUUCAAAUGGUCAAACAGUCUCAGAGUUCAUAAGCUCAUUCACUCUGGAGAAAAGCCAUUUGAUUGUGAUCAGUGUGAUAAGAAGUUUUUUCAGGAAUCAGAUUUAAAGGGCCACAUGAAAGUUCACACAAAAGAGAAGCCUUACUUGUGUUCUGUUUGUGGAAAGUCGUUUUCAUGGCUGGACCGUUUUAAAGACCAUCAGAAAAUACACACUGGUGUGAAAGAGUAUUUGUGCUCUGAUUGUGGUAAAGCUUUUACUACAGCCACUCUGUUAAAAGUGCACCGAAGGAUCCACACUGGAGAAAGACCUUACAAGUGUUCGUAUUGUGAAAAGAGUUUCAAACAGUUAGGAGGUCUGCGAGGACACGAGAGAAUUCACACUGGAGAGAAGCCCUAUCAAUGCCAUCAAUGUGGCAAGAGAUUUGGCCAUUCCAAAAGUGCACAGAUUCACAGUAAGAAGUAUUGCCCAAAAUUAAAUGGAAAGUCAAUACGAUUGGAGGAAAAAGACCAUAAGAGCACAAUGAUUAAUAAGUGCUAAAUUAUUGCCCUUGCUUUACUUUAUCUUUUUUUGUGAAUCAAAAUGUGAAAAAUGUCCAAACAUACACAAGUAGAUCAUGCAGUCAUUUACAGAAUGAAAAUGAAUGAGUGUUUAUAUACUUGCAUUAUAGUAUAUAAUGGUUAAUGGGUUCACUGAAACCACUGAAAAGGGACCAAAUGAGAUUAACUUUUUAUUAAAACAAAUAUUUCACCAUGA
Molecule: messenger RNA, 1477 nt
Organism: Rhinichthys klamathensis goyatoka
Lineage: Eukaryota; Metazoa; Chordata; Actinopteri; Cypriniformes; Leuciscidae
Product: gastrula zinc finger protein XlCGF7.1-like
Exons: 3
Coding region: 95-1261 (388 amino acids)
Biological process (GO): regulation of transcription by RNA polymerase II
Cellular component (GO): nucleus
Molecular function (GO): RNA polymerase II cis-regulatory region sequence-specific DNA binding; DNA-binding transcription factor activity, RNA polymerase II-specific
Source: RefSeq, a predicted model, not a curated record